Messenger RNA from Cylicocyclus nassatus, 1257 nucleotides. NCBI's taxonomy places the organism in Eukaryota, Metazoa, Nematoda, Chromadorea, Rhabditida, Strongylidae. The record is from the annotation of a GenBank genome assembly.
AUGGCACAUCGCGUAUGGCUAUUACGUGAAGCUGAUAGCUCCUGGUUCGCGCAUACGGGGGGAAGGGAUCGCUCCCCUGAGGAUCCAGCUCCCCUCCCCUCCCCAGCGGGGACCCUCAACCUCACCUUCAGAUACAAAGAUACACUUAUUCGAGCUGAUGAGGAGGCAAAUUACCGUUCAAAGAUUAUUUUGGUAAAUUUGGGACUUAUUACGGUAAAACGCGGUUCUAGUAUUAGAAUUGAUAAUUAUUCUCGUCGUCUAAAAUUGCAGAGACAACUCGUUGCAAAUCUUUUGUGCAUAUACAUAAAACAUACUGUCGAAAUUUUGAUUCCACUGUAUAUCGAGGAUAUCACCCUUCAAAAGGUAUACGCUUUAAACCCGAGACAAGAUCAUUUGGGUAUUAAAAGUACGCACAAAUUAAGAUUUACUCCGCUUGUCAACACGCAUUUUUUCAGGGAAACUUAUUAUCUUUUCCAAGAUUUCUUCCCUGCAGUGAUAUUUUAUUAUCCGCUCAUCCAUCGUGUGCACGUUAACAAUCGCGGGCUUGUACAUGUAUAUGCUGAUUGCAUUAUUGGAAUUCACGGCGGCGUUAGCUAUGACGGUAUUCCUGGCGUUCAUACGCUGAUUUGGCUACUUGUAGUGCUGAUAAAAAAAGACUUCAAGGUAGAGCGGUGCCUAGGCUCGUAUUAUCUGGAACCGGAGUUCUGGAUACUUGACGGUCCCCGAAUGGCAGAGCUUGUGGUCAAUCUCUUUUUCAUUUGUAAUGUGAUACGAGUAUUGUGGUCAAAAGUUCGCGAGAGUCACAGCACCAGCGAACUUGAAAAAAUGAAAAAAAGCGUUAAAGCUGCCUUAAUGCUUAUACCUUUGCUUGGCAUACCGAACAUCAUGCAAACGAUACCGUUUGCACCAACAAGGGACAAUAUUACGAUAUUUGCCAUAUGGACCUAUCUUGCCUCGUUUACGUACAUGUAUCAGGGCCUUAUGAUUACAAUCAUUUACUGCUUCACGAAUAAAGAGGUGAAUAUGGUUUUGAAAACGUUCUAUGAUCGGUAUAGGCUGCAGCAUACAAGCCAACAUGAAUUGAGAAGAGGCUCACCGUGCCGCAUGAGCAAUGCCACAUCAUUUCAAUGCGGUGAUGAGAUUGUAAAUAAUAAUGGCUACGAAGCUGUUAGUGAACGAACGCCCCUCAAAACGCAAUGUGAUUGCACAGAAGAGAUACGGACAACACCGAUGAUUAAUGGGCAACACGUUGCCUAG